AUGAGCCAGCUCAAGGAGAGAAAGCCCCCGGCUCAGCAGUCCGCUGCCGCCCCGGCUUCCCACGACAAGGAGGCGCAUCCCAUGGAAUUCGGCGGCCCGCUGGGGGCGUUUGGUGUAUCUUUCGGGCUGCCCAUCCUAUGUUUUCUUUUCGCCUUCUUCGUCAACGAAACCUCGGGCUGCCCCCCGCCAUCAGUCCUACACCCCAAGACAUUUUCGCUGGACAGAUUGAAGCUUGAGGUUGGCUGGCAGGGCUUGUCAAGCCUCGUCAAUGUCCCGGCUUUUGCGGGCACGGUUGCAUACUACUUCUUCAGUCUCUUCCUGAACGCCGUGUUGCCCGCUACCCAGGUGGAGGGCGUCCAGCUGCGUUCAGGUGGAAGGCUGAAGUACCGCUUCAAUGCAUUCCUCUCCGCCCUCGUUACGCUUGGCCUUUGCGCCGCCGGAACACUCGUCUACGGUGCCGAAUUCCCCCUCUGGACCUUCAUUUGGAACAACUACAUUCCCAUCCUUACGUCCAACAUCAUAAUCUCUUAUGCCUUGGCAAUCUUUGUGUAUUUGCGCAGCUUCGCGGUGAAGCCGGGAAACAAGGAUAGCCGGGAGCUCGCGGCUGGAGGCCAUAGUGGAAACAUGCUGUAUGACUGGUUCAUCGGUCGCGAGCUUAACCCCCGCAUCACUCUCCCCUUCUUCGGCGAGAUCGACAUCAAGUCGUUUAUGGAGCUGCGGCCUGGCAUGCUUGGCUGGGUCAUUCUCGACCUGGCCUUCAUCGCUCGCCAGUACCACAAUUACGGCAGCAUCACGGCCAGUAUCCUCAUUGUGACCUUCUCGCACGCCUUCUACGUGCUUGAUGCGCUCUACAUGGAACCGGCCAUCCUGACCACCAUGGACAUCACUACCGACGGCUUCGGCUUCAUGCUUUCCUUCGGCGACCUCGUCUGGGUGCCCUUCAUCUACUCGCUCCAGGCACGUUACCUCGCCAUCGAUCCGAAAGUUCUCUCCUACUUCGAGAUGGCGACCAUCUUUGGUCUCCAAGCCAGUGGAUACUACAUCUUCCGCUCGGCAAACAACGAGAAGAACCGCUUCCGCACCGACCCCAACGACCCUAAGAUCAAGCAUCUCAAGUACAUGGAGACGAGCGCGGGCAGCAAGCUCCUGAUCACUGGCUGGUGGGGCACCGCGCGGCACAUCAACUACUUUGGCGACUGGCUCAUGUCCUGGGCGUACUGCCUGCCCACCGGUGUGGCUGGCUACCUUGUCGUCAAUCAGUCCAAGCUGGAGGUGGUGCCCGGAGAGGCACGCGGCUGGGGAACUCUGAUCACGUAUUUCUACAUGAUUUACUUUGCCAUCCUCUUGAUCCACCGUGAGGGCAGAGACGAGGAGAAGUGCAAGAAGAAAUACGGAAAGGACUGGGAGGUGUACUGCAAGAAGGUGCCCUACCACAUUGUUCCAGGCGUGUACUAG
Diplodia corticola is the source of this 1455-nucleotide messenger RNA. RefSeq names its product delta-sterol reductase. The transcript has 3 exons. Lineage: Eukaryota; Fungi; Ascomycota; Dothideomycetes; Botryosphaeriales; Botryosphaeriaceae. Gene Ontology annotation, cellular component: endoplasmic reticulum membrane. The record is from RefSeq and is a predicted model, not a curated record. Gene Ontology annotation, biological process: ergosterol biosynthetic process. Gene Ontology annotation, molecular function: Delta14-sterol reductase activity. The coding region runs from base 1 to 1455 and encodes 484 amino acids.